Achroia grisella is the source of this 681-nucleotide messenger RNA. The record is from the annotation of a RefSeq genome assembly. NCBI's taxonomy places the organism in Eukaryota, Metazoa, Arthropoda, Insecta, Lepidoptera, Pyralidae.
AUGAUAAGUAAUUUAUUUUCAAUUUUUGACCCCUCAACUAAUAUUUUUAAUUUAUCUUUAAAUUGAUUAAGAACCUUAAUUGGUCUUUUAUUUAUUCCUUAUUCAUUUUGAUUAAUCCCUAAUCGAUACCAUAUUUUCUGAAAUUUAAUUUUUAAUAAAUUACAUAAUGAAUUUAAAACUUUACUAGGAAAUAAUCCCUUAUUUAAUAAUUUYACAUUAAUUUUUAUUUCAAUAUUUUCUUUUGUUUUAUUUAAUAAUUUUUUAGGUUUAUUUCCAUAUAUUUUUACAAGAACUAGACAUCUUACUCUUUCUCUUUCUUUAUCCUUACCAUUAUGAUUAAGAUUUAUAUUAUAUGGAUGAAUUAAUAAUACUCAACAUAUAUUUAUUCAUAUAAUUCCUCAAGGUACUCCUACUAUUUUAAUACCUUUUAUAGUAUUAAUUGAAACAAUUAGAAAUAUUAUUCGUCCAGGAACUUUAGCUGUUCGUUUAACAGCUAAUAUAAUUGCAGGACAUCUUUUAAUAACCUUACUUAGUGGAACAGGAUCUAAAUUCCCCCCAUCUUUAUUAAUUAUUUUAAUUAUUAUUCAAAUUUUACUUUUAACUUUAGAAUCAGCAGUUGCAGUAAUUCAAUCUUAUGUCAUUGCAAUUUUAAGUACUCUUUAUUCUAGUGAAGUUAAUUAA